Molecule: messenger RNA, 4859 nt
Organism: Bicyclus anynana (squinting bush brown)
Lineage: Eukaryota; Metazoa; Arthropoda; Insecta; Lepidoptera; Nymphalidae
Product: glycogen debranching enzyme
Exons: 5
Coding region: 256-4857 (1533 amino acids)
Biological process (GO): glycogen catabolic process; glycogen biosynthetic process
Molecular function (GO): amylo-alpha-1,6-glucosidase activity; 4-alpha-glucanotransferase activity
Source: RefSeq, a predicted model, not a curated record
AUUGUUUUGUUUUGACAAUCGGUAAGGUCACCUGGAGGACACUGCCAUCACAAUAAAUAAAAGUUAUUAUACCUUUACAGGGAGGGAAUUACGAUUGAUUUUGAUGAAAUAAGAGUGACUCCGCAUGAGCUGUUAAAGACGCAGCCACAGGUAUCCUGCGCUCAGCGCCCCGUCCGCCGAGUCACGCGUACUAUCCGGAUAAAGCCGGCUUAUAUGUACUUCUACUUGAACUAUAAACUUUUUAAGUAGGCGCAGAUGGCGGUGGAGCGCGCGGAGGAGGGCGCGGAGGCGGGCGCGGGCGCGGACGACGUGCGAGUGCUGACGCUGGAGCACGGCGAGCACCUCGACUCCACGCUGUACCGGUUCGACAAGGGCACGCGCCUGCAGUUCGCGCCCGGCGCCAGCCUGCUCGGCCGCAAGGUGUUCCUGUACACCAACUACGUGGGCCCCGAUGACGCGGACGAGGGCGCGCCGGCCGAGUUCGUGCGCAACCAGUACCGCGCGCUGGAGUGGCGCGGCGCGGCGGACGGCGAGCCCGGGGGCGGCGGGCUGCUGGUGGCGGACGACGACGCGCACUGCGAGCUGCGCCUGGUGCGCGCCGGCGCCUUCCACUACUACUUCGUGUACGACAGCCCCGAGUCGCGCGUUGGCCCGCAGGGCUCGGGCUGGUUCCACGUGGCGCCGUCGCUGGGCGUGCCGCUGGACGGCGUCGUGUGCCAGACCGUGCUGGCCAAGUGCCUGGGCCCGCUGCCGCGCUGGCGGGGCGUGCUGCGCGUGGCGCACGAGGCGGGCUACAACGCGCUGCACCUGACGCCGCUGCAGGCGCUGGGCGCGUCGGGCUCGGGCUACAGCAUCGCCGACCAGCUGCGCGUGGACCCGCGCUACCGCGACCCCGCCGCGGCGCGCGACCCCACGUUCGCCGACGUGGCGCGCGUGCUGGGCGAGCUGCGCGCCGACUGGGGCGUGCUGCUGAUCGGCGACGUGGUGCUCAACCACACCGCCAACGAGUCGCCGUGGCUGGAGGAGCACCCCGAGGCCACGUACAACUGCCACGACUGCCCGCACCUGCGGCCCGCGGCGCUGCUGGACGAGCUGCUGGCGCGCCUGUCGGCCGACGUGGCGCGCGGCGCGCUGGAGCCCGCCGUGCCGCGCCGCCUGUGCGCGCCCGAGCACGUGGAGGCGCUGCGCGCGGAGCUGCUGGAGCGGCGACUGCCCGAGGCGCGGCUGCACGAGCUGUUCACGUGCGACGCGGACGAGCUGGUGCGGCGCUUCCGCGAGCGCGCGCAGGCCAAGGCGCCGCCGGCGGCGGGCGCGGGCGCGGGCGCGGGCGAGCUGCGGCUGGUGCGCGACCCGCAGCGGCGCCGGCUGGCGGCGACGGUGGACAUGGAGCUGGCGCUGCAGCUGUACAACGUGUACAGGCCGGACUGCUACGACGAGGAGGCGCGGCUGCAGCGCUGCUGCGCCGAGCUGCGGCGGCGCCUGCAGCAGCUCAACGACGAGGCGGAGGCCGACGCGCGCGCGCACCUGCUGGCCGCCGUCGACAACUGCGCCGCCGGCGUGCGCUACGAACGCCUGCAGGCCGACGGGCCGCGCCUGCGCGAGGUGAGCGAGCGCCACCCGCUCGUGCCGCGCUACUUCACGUUCCCGCCCGCCGGCUCGCUGGCCGACGCCGAGGCGCUGCUGUGCGGGCCGCGCGCGCGCCUGGUGCAGGCGCACAACGGCUGGGUCAUGGGCGCCGACCCGCUGCAGGACUUCGCGGCGCCCGAGCGCGACGCGCGCGUGUACCUGCGCCGCGAGCUGGUGGCCUGGGGCGACAGCGUCAAGCUGCGCUACGGCGCGCGGCCCGAGGACUGCCCCGCGCUGUGGGCGCGCAUGCGGCGCUACGUGGAGCUGGCGGCCGAGCUGUUCGACGGCGUGCGCCUCGACAACUGCCACUCCACGCCGCUGCACGUGGCCGAGUACAUGCUGGACUGCGCGCGUCGCGUGCGCCCCGAGCUGUACGUCGUGGCCGAGCUGUUCACCAACUGCGACCAGGUCGACAACAUCUUCGUCAACCGGCUCGGCGUCACGUCGCUCGUGCGCGAGGCCAUGAGCGCGGGCGACGCGCGCGAGCUGGGCCGCCUCGUGCACCGCUUCGGCGGCCGCGCCGUGGGCUCCUUCCUGCGCGCGCCGCGCCGCCCCGCCGCGCCCGCCGUCGCGCACGCGCUGCUCAUGGACCUCACGCACGACAACCCGUCGCCGCUGGAGCGCCGCUCCGCGCUGGACGCGCUGCCGUCCGCCGCGCUCGUGGCCGCCGCCUGCUGCGCCGCCGGCAGCACGCGCGGCUACGACGAGCUGGUGCCGCACCACGUGCACGUGGUGGACGAGGAGCGCCUGUACGCCGAGUGGGCCGACGGCGAGCCCGCCGACGAGGGCCGCGUGGGCGCCGCGAGCGCGCUGCUGGCGGCGCGGCGCGCGCUCAACGAGCUGCACCGCGAGCUGGCGGCGGCCGGCUACGACGAGGUGUACGUGGACCAGAUGGACGCCGACGUGGUGGCCGUGACGCGCCACGACCCCGCCUCGCGCCGCUCCGUCGUGCUGGUGGCCUUCACGGCCUUCGCGCGCGACGCGGACGCGGCGCCGGCCCGCGCGCCGCCGCCGCUGCGCUUCGAGGGCCGGCUGGAGGAGAUCCUGCUGGAGGCCGACGUGCGCCGCGAGCCCGCGCCGCCCUUCGCGCGCCACCCGCGCUUCGUCAACGGGCUGCGCUCGCUGCGCGCGCACGUGCGGCGCGCCGUGCCGCUGGCCGAGUCGCGCGUGUUCGCGGGCGCGCGGCGCGACGGCGCGCUCACCGAGCUGCGCUUCCGGCCGCUGGCGCCGGGCGCGGUGGUGGCACUGCGCGUGGCGCCGCACGCGCGCGCGGCGGCGGCGCUGGGCGCGCUGGGCGGGCGGCUGCGCGCGCUGGCGGCGGGCGCGGACGCGCUGGCGCUGGCCCCCGCGCUGGCGCCGCUGGGCGCGGCCGACUACCGCGUGCUGCUGUACUGCUGCGAGGCGGAGGAGCGCGAGCGCUGCGGCGCGGGCGCGUACGAGGUGCCGGGGCACGGCGCGCUGCCGUACGCGGGGCUGGCGGGCGCGGCGCCGCUGCUGGCGCGCGUGGCGGCGGCGGACGAGCUGGGGCACGCGCUGUGCGCCAACCUGCGCGCGGGCGACUGGCUGGCGCAGUACGCGGUGCGGCGGCUGGAGGCGGACGCGCGGCUGGCGCCGGUGGCGGCGCGCUACCGCGACGCGCUGGCGCCGCUGGAGGAGCUGCCGCGCUUCCUGGUGCCUGCCUACUUCGAGGCCGUCAUGCGCGCGCUGUACGAGGCGGUGUCGGCGGGCGCGCUGGCGCGGCUGGGCGACGCGGCGCGCGGCGGGCCCAUGGCGCGAGCGCUGGCGCUCACCAGCGUGCAGCUGGCGGGCGCCGUGCCGUCGGCGCCGCUGCCGCCGCCCGCGCCCGCCGGCGCGCCCUCGCUGUCGGCCGGCCUGCCGCACUUCGCCGUGGGCUACAUGCGCUGCUGGGGGCGCGACACCUUCGUCGCGCUGCGCGGCCUGUUCCUGCUCACGGGCCGCUACGACGACGCGCGCCACCACAUCCUGGCCUUCGGCGCCUGCCUGCGCCACGGCCUCAUCCCCAACCUGCUGGACGGCGGGCGCCGCGCGCGCUACAACUGCCGCGACGCCGUCUGGUGGUGGCUGCGCAGCGUGCAGCAGUACUGCGACGAGGCGCCCGACGGCGCGGCGCUGCUGGCCGCCGCCGUGCCGCGCCUGUUCCCCGCCGACGACGCCGCGCCCGCGCCGCCCGGCGCCGCCGACCAGCCGCUGCACGACGUGGUGCAGGAGGCGCUGGACGUGCACUUCCAGGGGCUGGUGUUCCGCGAGCGCGACGCCGGCCGCCAGAUCGACGCGCACAUGGCCGACCGCGGCUUCAACGUGCAGAUCGGCGUCGACCCCGAGACCGGCUUCCCCUUCGGCGGCAACGACGCCAACUGCGGCACGUGGAUGGACAAGAUGGGCUCCUCGGACGCGGCCGGCACGCGCGGCCGCCCCGCCACGCCGCGCGACGGCAGCGCCGUGGAGCUGGUGGCGCUGUGCCACGCCGCCGUGAGCUGGCUGGAGCGGCAGCACCGCGCCGGCCGGCACCCCUACCCCGGCGUGGCGCGGCGCCACCGCGACGGCGCGCUCACGGCCUGGAGCUGGGCGCAGUGGGCCGAGCGCCUGCGCCGCCACUUCGAGCGCCACUUCUGGGUGCCGCCGGCGCCGUCGGCGGCCGACGCGCGCCCCGACCUGGUGCACCGCCGCGGCAUCUACAAGGACUCGCACGGCGCGUCGCAGCCCUGGGCCGACUACCAGCUGCGCUGCAACUUCGCCGUGGCCAUGGCCGUGGCGCCCGAGCUGUUCGAGCCGCGCCACGCGCGCCUGGCGCUCGACAGCGUGGAGCGCCUGCUGCGCGGCCCGCUCGGCCUCAAGACGCUGGACCCCGCCGACUGGGCCUACCGCCCGCACUACGACAACGCCGACGACUCCGCCGACCCCGCCACGGCGCACGGCUUCAACUACCACCAGGGGCCCGAGUGGGUGUGGCCGCUCGGCUUCUACCUGCGCGCGCGCCUCGCCUUCGCCGAGCGCCCCGCGCGCGCCGCCGCCCACGCGCUGGCCGCGCUGGCGCCGCUGCUGCGCGAGCUGCGCGCCUCGCCCUGGGCCGGCCUGCCUGAGCUCACCGGCGCCGACGGCGCCUUCUGCCGCGACUCGUGCCGCACGCAGGCCUGGAGCUCGGCCUGCGUGCUGGAGGUGUUGCACGAGCUGGCGGCGCUGCGGCGCGCGCGCCCGCUGCCGCCCGCCUGACG